Monoraphidium neglectum is the source of this 1278-nucleotide messenger RNA. RefSeq lists its product as hypothetical. The coding region runs from base 1 to 1278 and encodes 425 amino acids. Gene Ontology annotation, molecular function: protein binding. The transcript is spliced from 3 exons. NCBI's taxonomy places the organism in Eukaryota, Viridiplantae, Chlorophyta, Chlorophyceae, Sphaeropleales, Selenastraceae. The record is from RefSeq and is a predicted model, not a curated record.
AUGAUACUUGCCGACAUAAUGCGCACCGGCAACAAGAUGCGACAGAGCGCGCCCGGCGCCGGCGUGCCCAGGGUACUCACCACCCUGCUCGAGCCGGGUGCGGGCGCGCCUCCGGAGCUGGAGGAGGUGGCCGUGGGGGCACUGGCCGAGCUUGCCUCGUGGGAUGCGUCCGAGCCCGCGACGGACACCUCGCAGUAUUUCGCACCUUAUCACGGAAUUGUCUGCGCCCUGGUCCAAUACCCAGUGCUCAGCGUGCUGGCGCACGCGCUUGAGAAGAAAGGGUCAUCGCUCACUCUCAAGGCUCACGCGGCGCGCGGGGUGCUGGCGCAUGCAACGCUGGGGGUCCCCAUGACUGGCAAGGAUCAGGCGUACCUAGGCACGCUGCUGCUGCGGGCGCUGAAGGAGGGCGUUGCGGCUGUCGUCCAGAAGCAUUACGUGUCAGACAAGGCCGUCGCAUCGGUGCGCUGGGCAGCGGCAGCGCUCGCCGCGCUGCUGUCCGCGGAAGGCGCCGGCGUUGGACUGCGCCGGCAGCUCAGCAGCGACGGCGCAGAUGCGGUCCCGCUACUCAUCGCGCUGCUCGAGACGCCGAACAAGCCUGUCGCUGCAGACGCCGCAGCCGCUGCGGCGUUGGGCGCGCUGGCGCACUGCGAUGAACUGCGGCUGGCGAUCGUCGAGGCCGGCGCGCUGCCGCACCUGGUGGCCCUCCUCGUGCCGCGGUGGGCUCGCUUUGACGAGCAGAGCCUGCCCGCAGCCGCGGCCGCGGCGGACGCGCUGUGGCGCCUGGCCAAGGCCGGGGACAGUCUGGUUGAGAGGCUGCACACCGACGCCGAGUUUUCAGAGUCUGGCAUUCUGUUGACGGCGCUGCGGGCGUCAAGGGAGCUCAUGAAAUGCAAGCACACACAUCAGGAACUCGCCGAUACGGGUGUGAUCGCCGCGGCGCUGCAAGUGAUCUCGGUGGACGUCGGGCGCGGCGACGACGGCCCGGAGGCGGUCGCAGCGGCGCUGAUCAGCGACGCCGCGAGCAGCGAGGGCCCGCUGCGGGGCGCGGUGAUCGUGGAGGUUCUGCCUCUAGUCGCGCGCCUGGCCGGUGCCGGCGGCGGGGCAGCGGCGCGCGGCGCAGUACGCGCGGCGGAGCGGCUGACCAAUUGCUGCGAAGAGCUCGACAAGCCGCUGCUCGCGGCGGGCGCCGCGCCGGCGCUGGUCGCGCGGCUGUGGGAUCGUGAUGUGGCGGGCGCGGAGGACGCUGCGUGGGCGAUCCGCAACCUCGCAUCUUGCUGA